CACUGCGCUUUUGUACCUACUCCUGGAUCUCCACUCCGACAGAGAGCUGGAUCACUAUGGUUCUGAAGAGAGGGGCUCAUGGCAAUGAUUUGCGCAGAAUAAUCGAUCAGACGUUUCCAAAGCUUCAUUUUUACCUCUCCAGACCCGUUCAUGGUAGAGCCGUCGGUCAUUUCUCCAUCACCGAAACUCAGAGGAAGAUCAGAGGAUGAAAGUUCUGACUAGUCUCCCUCUUUUAUUGGGCUUCUGGACUCUGUUAUACCUGGACUUCAUCCCGCAGGCGCUCUCCAUCACCGGAGUGGCCGGUCACAGGGGCACCGGGGCGGCCAAAGCCAAUCCACGGUUACCGGUGGCGCGCAACGGCACGACUCUCGUUAAGCCCUCAGACAACGCCAAGAUCUCUCGCAUCCGCGCUGGUCCACCUCUGAUCAAGGCCGAGGGUAACCCGGCUCGCGCUGCGGUCCCUGUGAGUUUGGGGCGCAGGGAGGCCGCGCGCUCUUGGGUACCCAAGGAUGCGGCGAGAGUCGCAUCCUCUUCCAGAAUCCAGCACCAAGUGGGACACAAUAAAGGAGUUUCUGCGCAGAAAUCCCCUGCGCCGGCUGCGAUCAGGGCUGGUCAGAACAGUGCUGGAGUGAGGAAAAGCAUCCCACCGUCACCUGCGCAUCUGAGAGCGGAGAAGCACAAGGACACCGAGGAACCCAAACACAAUUCAGUGACGCCCCAUGACUACAUGCUGUCCCUGUACUGGUCACUGACCAGCGGGGAGGUCAAUACUAGUGUCCUGCACGAGGCUGGGAUGGCCAAUACCAUCACCAGCUUGGUGGAUAAAGGACAAGAUGACCGUGGGCCCCUCCUGAGGCGUCAGCGGUACCUCUUCAACAUCAGCUCAAUGGAGAAGGAGGGUCUGUUAGGCUUAGAGUUGCGCAUCCUCCGAAAGAAGCACAUGGACUUUCGUAAGGCCACGUUUACUGGGGGCACGACAGCUUUGAGACUGUACACCUGUGCCUCAGGUAAGCACACACCCACCCUGCUGAUGACCCAAAAAAUCAACCCUCAUAGCGUCCCAUCCUGGGAAGUGUUUAACAUCUGGAAAGAUUUCGAGAACUUCAGAAACGCUCCUCAGCUUUGCUUAGAACUGGAAGCAGUCAAUCAAGGCCGACCACUUGACUUGCGAUUACUCGGCCUGGGUCGGGCAGGAAGGCAAGAUCAGGAAAAAGCCUUCCUUGUGGUGUUUGACCGUACGAAAAAGCAAGGGCUCUUUUACAAUGAGAUCAAAGCCCGUUCAGGUCAUGACAACAAGACCAUCUACGAGUACCUCGUCACCCAGCGGCGGAUGCGUCGGGCACCGCUGCCACGUGUGAAAAAACCACCCAAGAACCCCAAACAGAGGUGCAACCGCAAGCAGUUGCACGUCAACUUCAAGGAAAUGGGCUGGGACGACUGGAUCAUCGCCCCUCUGGAGUACGAGGCCUUCCACUGCGACGGCCUCUGCGACUUUCCCAUCCGCUCGCAUUUGGAGCCUACCAAUCACGCCAUCAUCCAGACUCUCAUGAACUCCAUGGAUCCCAAAUCCACCCCACCGACCUGCUGCGUCCCGACCAGACUCAGCCCCAUCAGUAUUCUGUACAUUGACUCGGCUAAUAAUGUGGUGUACAAGCAAUACGAGGACAUGGUGGUGGAGAGCUGUGGUUGCAGGUAGCGAGUUAUCCUGAAGACUUUCAAAGAACAACCAGAAGAGAUACAUACUGGGUCUUCAUGACUUCCAGACUUCCUCUGUCAAGAGUUAUUUGACCAAAACUUUUCCUCUUUGUCAACUAACCCUUUUUUUUUUUUUUUUUUAUAAAAAUUUGCUUAUACACUUGCAUUCAAAAUGAAACAGGGUUGUGCACCAUUCAGAAUGAACUCUUCAAUUUGAAUCGAGGAAGCAAACAGAAUAGCAAUUUGUGAAUGUGAAUGUAAGGAAGAAAGCCCUUGUUUAUACAUUUUAAAAACAUUGUAAAACACAAUCCAAUGCAAAAUCUAAAAUACAGGAAAAAUACCUGUAAAAGAAAGAAAACAAAAACUAAAAACCCAAUAUAGAAACUUUCGUCAUUUUAAUACAGUACAUUGUGGCCUAAUUUAUGGAUUUAUUUAAACAGUAAAAUUAACUGGAAAUGAAAAUGUUAUGUUAAAAAAAUUAUAUUGCAAUAACAACAGUCAUUUUACGAAAAAAAAAUUGUUUUAUACUUUUCACAAUUAUCAAAACCAUAUUUAUAUAAAGAAAUAUGUAACUUGUGACUAUAGGUAGAUAGAUAGAUAGAUAUAUGGUGGAAAAACACUUCUUUUCCCAGAAUGCAUUGCUUGGGAUGAAUUGCAAUUCAGUAAAUUCCUCUUCCUGUCAUUCAAAUGAACUUCCUGUCAGAUGUGGCUAAGUUCAGGUCACACUCAUGAACUGAAAGAGAGCCGAUUCUUCCAUUCUGAAUUUUGCACAACCCUGUCAUGUAGAUCAUUAUUAACAUCUGGAGUUCACAACAAGGAUUCAGAACAAACAAACACUGUUGCUUUACAUUUGUAUUUUUUUGUUUACACGGACCUGUGUUGAUCUGCCAAUAAAACGCCGCAGAUUCCCUAGUCAAAUGCAGGUGUCUCUUCAAAACUAGCCGAUGGCUUUUCUGCUAAUACAUUUGGCUCAGUUUGCCCCUGCUGGUAGAUGUCAUAACCACACCAUCUGGCUGCUAAAAACAUCUGUCUCCAUUGACAGCCAUUCAGUAUAUUUUGCUGGAAUACAUGUAACUGCAAGCAACAAGUAAAUAUUUAAUUCAAUUAUAGUAGAUGUAGAUUUAUCAGAGAUUUAGUCAGUGCAGAAUUGUGAAUCUUGCUGGUGAAAUGACACCACUACUCACCACAGGUUGAUGUUUUUGUCCUCAUAUUAUUAGCUGCUCAACAGAAGCACAUUUUAAGUAUUUCUUUAAGUGAUACAUCUUGAGUAAAUGUCUUGUUAUAUAAAAAAAUGUUUUUUUAAUUGAUUUAAAUGUAUUUCAAUGCUAAGUAAAUAGUUUAAACUUCUUUUUUAACCUUUGUUUUACAAAAGAAACAUGUUGCUAUUGCUUUUAGUGCUGAAGGAAAUUUUGGAUGUGUGUUUUGUUGUUGUUGUUUUUAUGAUCCAGUCAAAGUUACUUCCCAAAGUAACAGCAUGUAACGCAUAUUGUGAUGCUAACCAUUCUGAAAACAUUUUUGUACAAAUAUAUUGAAAGCUAUAGCCUAUAAUUACAUUUUAAAAAUAUGGCAUUUAAAUUGAGUGAAUUUAAUUCAACAACUAUACCACAGAUAGUUUAACUAUAUGUCUGCACUCUUAAUUAUUAUUUUUUUGUUUUGUUUUGUUUUGUUUUUGUAAAUAAAUGGAAACUUUAAACCAGGAAUUUAUGUUAACUGAAGGAAGCAGAUAUUCAUAAUAAACAAAAGG
Messenger RNA from Carassius gibelio (silver crucian carp), 3439 nucleotides. Its product is annotated as growth/differentiation factor 5-like. Gene Ontology annotation, biological process: BMP signaling pathway; SMAD protein signal transduction. The coding region runs from base 206 to 1696 and encodes 496 amino acids. The record is from RefSeq and is a predicted model, not a curated record. Lineage: Eukaryota; Metazoa; Chordata; Actinopteri; Cypriniformes; Cyprinidae. Gene Ontology annotation, molecular function: growth factor activity; cytokine activity. Gene Ontology annotation, cellular component: extracellular region. The transcript is spliced from 2 exons.